Messenger RNA from Scylla paramamosain (green mud crab), 4106 nucleotides. RefSeq names its product homeotic protein empty spiracles-like. Gene Ontology annotation, cellular component: nucleus. Gene Ontology annotation, molecular function: RNA polymerase II cis-regulatory region sequence-specific DNA binding; DNA-binding transcription factor activity, RNA polymerase II-specific. Lineage: Eukaryota; Metazoa; Arthropoda; Malacostraca; Decapoda; Portunidae. Gene Ontology annotation, biological process: regulation of transcription by RNA polymerase II; neuron differentiation; central nervous system development. The record is from RefSeq and is a predicted model, not a curated record. The transcript has 3 exons. Bases 978 to 1877 code for a protein of 299 amino acids.
AUGUGCUGGUGGUGGUGGUGGGUGUAGAAAUUUGCUUCGAAGUACGUAGUAGCGAAGCUUAGGCCGCGACUCUCAUCUGCGUGUAACUCUAUAUUUACGUAUCGAAAGCCGUGUAUGCACUUCUUCAUCCCAGCGGUAUUACGACGCUCAGAAUAAACACACCAUAAGCCUGAUACUCGGGGCAUCGAAACUUAAGCCAGCGCCAUGGUGAAUCUGACACAACCAUUGGAUAUAAGAGACCCGCCAGCUUUCUCAUAAUUCGCUGCCCGUUAUAACAAUAGCAGUUAUGUUUGUAUUCCAUUACGUGGCUCCGCCUGGUGGGAGGAGCCAGCCGUGUCUCCGCCCAGGCCGCUGGUUCCCUGCCCGCCGCUAGAUGACACUACAUGGCGAGGAUUUUUGGCGCAGGCUUCUCAUCAGAGUCCUUGUGUUUCUUUUACUAGAAUAGCUGAAUUUCCUUCGUAUUUUUACAGUGGAAGUUGUCUCAAAUGGGAAGGAAUCCACACAAGUACAAAGAACUAGAGUUUAAUUGUCGCUCUUUUCAAAAUUCGAAAAAUUCCACGGCGAUAACAGUAUCUGUUAAUUGAGGAGGAGGAGUCGUACUUGAGUUAACAUUCGCCCAGCCAAUGAGCGCGGAGAUUUGCACCUGGCUCCAAAACCAGCAGCCAAUCACAACGACACCCUCAGCAUGGCGAUCCAGGCGGUAAGCUCCAUGUGUUGAUCAUGUAGUCAACAUCGUGUAAGUGUCAACAUUACUAUCUCGGCUUCCUGUCCGCCUUCCCUACGUGUUGAUGGGAGCUUCUGGGACGUGCCAGCCCCUGUAAGCAAACUUCGACGGUGUGUUCGUAUGAAAUAUUGACUCCCGAAGAAAUAUAUCAAGUGCGAGAGAGGAGAAUGAGGACGAGCGAGGUGGGGACAGUGUAGCUCGGCGGCGGCGCCCUACUGCUGCUGUGGAACUCGCCUGGAGGCCGGCGAGGGCCAUGAUUCCUACACCCUCCACCGUCAUCCACACGCCCACCCGCCCCAAGCUGGGCUUUUCCAUCGACAGUAUCGUUGGGCGAGGGGGAGUAGACUCCAGGGGGUCACCACCCCCUUCCCCUGGGUCCCCCCGUGGGAGUCCCAGACCCAGAAGUCCUAUCGCGUCCUUCAACGACCUACACAAGCCACAGGUACGAGUGCCUGAGCCUAUUCACCCGCUGGUGCCCACGUCGGUGCCUACGUCACUCCCCCAUCAUGUCGCUCCGUCCCUCCACUCGCUGCCAGGGCUGCACAUGCCCCAGGCGCUCCACCUAGCGACCCUCCUGCCUCAUGGGGGAGCCCCAGGGCUUCCCACGGCCAUCCCACCAGUGUUGUUGGGACAGAUGCCUCACCUGGGCACGCCUCUGCCUCCCGCACCUGGCCCGAGAGAGUUUCCGCUGUACCCGUGGCUGCUCUCCAGACACUCGCGCCUCUUCGGCCACAGGUUCCCAGGACCGGAUUUCCCGUCCUUCCUGCUGCCCUUCCGGAAGCCGAAACGGAUCCGGACGGCGUUCAGCCCGAGUCAGCUGCUGAAACUGGAGCAAGCCUUCGAGAAGAACCAGUACGUGGUGGGCGCAGAGAGGAAGCAGCUCGCCCAGUCCCUCAACCUCUCCGAGACACAGGUGAAGGUAUGGUUCCAGAACCGGCGGACGAAGCACAAGCGAGUCCAGCAGGAGGAGGAGCAACAGUCCGGCGGCAGCUCCAAGAAGGACGGCGCCAGAGAAGACGCGGAGGGCAGCAAGAAUGACUCCGCCAAGGCUGAGGACAAAGACGACCUCUCUAUGAUCGAGUACGACGAGGACGACGUGAUGAGCGACGAGGACUGCGAUCCCCGCGGGCAGGAGAGCAGCGCGCAGACCUAGGGUGACCUCGCCCUGCGCUGUGACCUGUGACCAGUUAGUCUGUGAGGCGACGCGUGGAAGAAGGAAACCAGGAAACAUUUUCUCACCUCUCCCGCAAAAGAAAAGAAAAAAAGAGAGAGAGAGACAGACAGAGAGAGAGAAAUAGAGAGAGAGAGAGAGAGAGAGAGAGAGAGAGCGCGAAGAAACAAUGAAAACAGAACGUGAACUGUGAGGCAAUGCCAUUAAGACGGCAAAUAAAUGGAUCGAGUUAUCUCAGCAUUAGCAUAAGGAACAGGAGUGUGUUGCUGAGACAAAAACAGUCCAUCCCGCCCAGACUACGAUAUGAGGAUGUAGAAACAGUGCAUGAGGAAGGGAAGGAAGGAGAGAGAGAGAGUAGUCUUGGAAGUGUAGUGUUGGAAAGCAGGUGGGCACUCUUUCCCUGGCACUUCCUGGCACUUCUUUGGCACUUCCUUGGAACUUCCCUGCAGUCACACGUUCGAUGUCAUGUAAACUGUGCCCCUGAUGUAGAGAGAGAGAGAGAGAGAGUCGCUAUCGUGGGAUCGUGAGAAAGUACUUGAGCUUAACUGAUUUCGACGUGGAGGUAACAGAUGAAUCAAGUGUAAUCACCAGGUGUCCCCACCACAGGUGCGAGGGCUUAAAGGACCCUGUAUGGGGCGUUGCGGACAGGUGUGCCGGGACAGGUGUGGCGACGCCCCUCGAUCACAGCGCCUCACGGUAAUGUAACGCGAAAGAGGACCGUUAGUCAUCUUAAUUCCUUCCCCUUUCACCUUAUUGACUUAGCCUGCUAUGUAUAUGUAAUCUUGGAAACUUUAUACGUAAUUUAAUAUUGUAUAUACAUUUACCGCUUAAGUGCAUAUAGACCGAAGUUAAUUUCACGUUCGUAAGAGAGAAGACGAAAAAAGAUAAAAUUCCUCAUAUUUGCAACAUGACUAUACCCGUAUCAUCCAUAACAUUUUCAUCCGCUGAUUGUGUUAUUACGGUAAUUAGCGCGCAUGAAUUAGAGGGUCUGUCAAACUUAAUGAGGGUCCGGCGUUGUGUGCUGACUCGCAGUGAAAUUAAUUACACGUAGCCAUGUACUAGUAGGAAGACGAGGAAUUCUACGUUCUUCUUACGUAGCGAAUGUGUUUAGUGCUUAGUCGGUCGUUACUUUUUCAUUUUUUUUUUUUUUUCAACGUCUCGAUUUCGUCUGCCCUGCUAACUCCCACUCUUCGUCUGUCCGCUUCUGCCUAUAUAUCUCCGUCCGUCAGGUUAGGUUGGGGACUCAUGUUGAAUUCCCUCAGUAUGUUAGCCGCUGACUACUACUACAACUACUACUACUUCUAUUCGCUUCUCUCCCCGUCACCACCUGUUGCCCUUAGUGAGCGUGAGUGCCUCGUCAGGGGAACUGUGGGGGUGGUGUGUGGGCGGUUGUCAUAUAACGAGACCCGCUGCACACUAUCCCCUGUUUCUCUUGCAAACUAGCUGUAAUUUACGUUACGUUCGUGUUUGGCUUAAUUUUCUUUGUUCCUUCGUCUUUCUUGGCAGUUCUUAUACCUUCCUAUGCAACAUUACGUCCCUUUUGUUCAAACUUAAGAUUAUUCAUGCAGUAUACACAUGCUCUGUUGUUGGUUUGGUGUUUACAGCAAUAAUACAGUUCAUUUCUAAUCCUUUGCUAUUCCACGUGGAUUGCCAUGUUCCAUGAGUAUGUUUACCUGACUGGUGACCUCUAUUAGUCCUCUUCGAGUUGUUUUGAUUAUUGUCACCUGAGAAUGAUUCAUGUACAUGUGCCAUAGAUGAUCUGUACGUGAAUCUUUUUACUCCACUUUUCCCUGGCUUGAUUACCAAACACACACACAUACUUAUGUUGAUAUCUCUGCAGAAGGUCACGUGUGCUUUUGUGUGUGUGUGUGUAUGUGUGUGUGUGUGUCGUGUCCAUUCCUAUGCGGCAUCUUAAUUCUAUCAACACACAAUCAAACCUUUCCUUAAGCGGCGUGAUGCAAAGUAGGAGAAAAGCAACAACAUUGAAGCUGAGGAGUGAGAUGUGAGGCUCGUUAAGUCCUCACUCCUCCUCUUCCUCCUCGUCCUUCUGUCUCCUCACCUUAACGUUAUUACUGUCCCCAGAACCUCGACGAGACGCAGAGGGAGAAGCUGUUGUGUAAUAAGGUUUUUCGUUUUAUAUUUGUGCCAAGGACUGACUUCCUUUGGCGUGUAUAAAAUGUAAAAUUCUCCUGUAAAUAAAAGAAGAAAAUA